Brassica oleracea var. oleracea is the source of this 1662-nucleotide messenger RNA. RefSeq lists its product as uncharacterized. The record is from RefSeq and is a predicted model, not a curated record. The coding region runs from base 1 to 1662 and encodes 553 amino acids. NCBI's taxonomy places the organism in Eukaryota, Viridiplantae, Streptophyta, Magnoliopsida, Brassicales, Brassicaceae. The transcript is spliced from 4 exons.
AUGGCGUUUACCCAGAUGGCGCCUAACUUCUUCCGGUAUUUCUUGGGUUGCUGGGUCCGAGCUCAGGAGGAAGGUCUCGAAUUUGGUCUCGGGGAGUUGAGGCAAUUAUUUGCCAUAAAGCGAAACAACGGCUUCCCUGGCACGAUGAUUCUUGCUCCUCGAGGUGGUCGUGGUAUCAUCGAAGGCAUUCCUAAUAAGGAUGAUCGAUGGAGGGAGAAGUUCUUCGUUUUUAAGAUAAACUCGGCGUCGGAAGGAGACUUCGAUUUCGAGAGGAUCCCUCGGGAAUGGUCCGACGAUAUUGACCCUUUUGAAUCUGCGCCUAUGUCUCCCGAGCUUCGUGGGUUAAUGGAGACUUUGCGUCGAGGUAGCACUCGAUGGCUCUCCUUUUCUCCUGACCGAAUUCGAGCCGCCUGCGCUCUCCCACCGGGUGCGAAUCAUGCUACUCUUAUCGCCUUGGUGGCCCCUGUUCGGCCCAAGAGAGGCCGGGGCACCAAAAGGAAGAAGGAGAAAGAGGGGUUGCUCGAUCGUCCUGACGAAUCUUCUGAGGCCGGGUCAUUAGAGCGAGCUCGGAAAGUCCAGCGGGGGCAGGUCCUUAGACCGAGGUCGCAGGCUCAGUCUCGUGGUCUUCUUGCUAGUCCAGUUUCGGUCGCUAUUCCAUCUGGUGGAGCUCGUGAGGCACCGGAUACUUCGGCGUGCUCUGCUGGUGAUCGAGCUCUUAAUGACGAGAUCGAUUCGUCAUCUCAUCGAUCUCGACGUCGGGUAUUGGAGGAGAUUAACUCUGUGACUUCGGGAUCGUCGAGCCCGAGACUUUCUCCGCCGUUACGUGCUUCUGGUGAAGGCAAUUCGCGGGUUAACCCCGGUGUCUUUACUUCGAGCGUGCCCGAAGCUUUUUCGUGGUCGUUUGCGUAUGACAGCGAGAUCCCUAUCCUUGAGAACCCCGACUCCCUUGCAGCGAUUUGGUGUAAGGUCAGAGCAGAAGGAUGCAAGCUACCUUCUUUGGAGCACAUGCGAGAGCGCGAUACCUAUGUUCGGAUGGCGGUCGCAAAUGCCAAGGCUAUGGAGGCAAGCAACGAUUAUGCCACUUUAAUGGAGGGACGAUUGGCAAAUUUUCCUAGUAAGGAAGAGAUUGCGGGUCACAUUCUCACGAUCCAACAGCUUUGGGGUGAGUUGGAUGCUGCUCGGGAGGCAGAGAGACAGCGCGAAGUGGAGAUUGAGGAAUUGAAGAAGAAUUUGGCGGCUGCUAAGGCAGAAAAGGUCGUUGUUCAGAGCGACCUUGACUCGAUGAACGAGAAGUAUAGGCGAGAGAUCGAAGGUCAGGAUAGGAAAGCUCGCAAAGAUCUCCAUCUAGUUCGUGUCUCUCUUGCGAAGGAGUUCGAGGGGGUUUUGGCUGUGGUCAAGGGUAAGUUGGAGCAGAAGAAGAAAGAAACGGCCGCGGAGAUUCUUUUGCAAGAGACGCGAGCUCGUAUUGAGGCUUUGACCGAGUAUAGUGAGGGCGGCUACGAGCUCGAGCUGAGUUGGAGCGUCUUAAAGACCUGGAGGAUUCGCUCGACGUCGAUUACGGUCUUGCUUCGGUGUCAGACCCUUCUCUUGGUCAUCUCGAUCUCCCCGAGAUCUCCGGAGACUCGGUCAGCCAGGAUUGAUGUGAGAGUUAUUUCGAUUUAG